AUGACCGUUGUCACUGCCCAGAACAUCUUCCGCGCCGGCGCUGCUCUUGCCGCCACUGGCAUCUCCUUCGGCGCGUUCGGUGCCCAUGCCCUCCGCAGCCGUUUCGACCUCCCCGAGUCGUCGCACCAGUCGUGGAUGACCGGCAGCAACUACCUCAUCUACAACGGUCUUGCGCUGCUCGCGCUCAGCGCACACCCGUCGGUCGCCCUCGGCCUGAAGCGCUACAAGACGGCAGCGGGUCUGAUCGUCGGCGGCGUCCUCGUCUUCUCGGGAAGCAUCUUCGGCCUCGUCCUUGCCCGUGACAAGGUCGGCAAGGUCCUGGGUCCCAUCACGCCCAUGGGUGGCUUCGCGAUGAUUGCUGGCUACAUCGCGCUUGCGCUUCCUUAA
Messenger RNA from Cutaneotrichosporon oleaginosum, 387 nucleotides. RefSeq lists its product as uncharacterized. The record is from RefSeq and is a predicted model, not a curated record. Gene Ontology annotation, cellular component: membrane. Lineage: Eukaryota; Fungi; Basidiomycota; Tremellomycetes; Trichosporonales; Trichosporonaceae.